CAAAAAGUAUGCAGAGGUUUUCAUCGAGUCGAAGAAACUGGUUGACAUUCAGAGGAGGAAGAAGAACGGGAUGUCAAAGUCUCUUGAUGACCAAAACAUUCCCGGAAGGAUAAACAAACCCAAAAUACCGGUUAUUAAGGUGAAGAAAUGAGCGUCCCGAAUGCACCGAUAAGUACCAUAGAGGGGCUUUCGCAUGCCCUGAAAUGCAACAUUAUCCCGAAUCAGGAGUACCUCCUUCAGGGUUCCAUCCUGGACAGUCAGGUGGAACACCUUCUUCACAGACUCAAAGGAUUAUGUGACAAUGUGGAUUCCGGUCCGGAACCCUUUCACGACCAUGAAAUCUGCUUUAGUUUGCGCGGGCAGAAUCAGCAGCUUCAGCUGAGAGUGAGGAAGGCCCAGGAUGUCGAUGCCCCAUUUCAACUCAGAUACAUUGGUCAGCCCGAAGUGGGCGAUCGAUCCCGACCUACCCUGAUCAGGUCCAGCAUUGAUAUUUCCUGCACGGCGUCUGUGCUGGAAUUUCUCACUGAACUGGGCUGCCGGAUUGAUUUUGAGUACGCCAAUCGGGGAUACAUGUUUCGCAAGGGAAGGAUGAAAAUCACAGUUUCAAAGAUCUUCAAAGUUGGUGGACUUCAGCCCACGGAUCCUAUCUCUCAGAGCUACCUUGUGGAACUUUCGAUUCUUGCACCGAGUGGACAGGAUGUAAUUGGGGAGGAAAUGAGGAUUCUGGCUGAACAGCUCAAGCCUCUGGUGCAACUAGAGAAGAUUGACUACAAAAGGGCCCUCUAACCUGAUAGUUUUCUAUCUAAUUUAAGGAUUAGAAUUAAAUUUGAUCCGAAA
This is a messenger RNA of Phlebotomus papatasi, 837 nucleotides long. Its product is annotated as mediator of RNA polymerase II transcription subunit 18-like. The record is from RefSeq and is a predicted model, not a curated record. Gene Ontology annotation, cellular component: mediator complex; core mediator complex. Gene Ontology annotation, biological process: regulation of transcription by RNA polymerase II; termination of RNA polymerase II transcription. The transcript has 2 exons. The coding region runs from base 148 to 786 and encodes 212 amino acids. Lineage: Eukaryota; Metazoa; Arthropoda; Insecta; Diptera; Psychodidae. Gene Ontology annotation, molecular function: transcription coregulator activity.